Molecule: messenger RNA, 821 nt
Organism: Diachasma alloeum
Lineage: Eukaryota; Metazoa; Arthropoda; Insecta; Hymenoptera; Braconidae
Gene: or
Product: AP-3 complex subunit sigma-2
Exons: 3
Coding region: 26-610 (194 amino acids)
Biological process (GO): Golgi to vacuole transport; intracellular protein transport
Cellular component (GO): intracellular membrane-bounded organelle; AP-3 adaptor complex; membrane coat
Source: RefSeq, a predicted model, not a curated record
UGGCGGAGAGCAUGUAAAAAGUGUCAUGGCGGCGCAUGAAGGAUGCAUUCUCAUCAUCAGAAUGAGCAAUGCGGCCGCGACGGCGCUGUUCAGGGAAGCGCGCAAUGAAGACAUGCAACAACAAAUAAUUAAAGAGACCUUUCAAUUAGUCUCAAAGAGAGAUGAUAAUGUCUGCAAUUUCCUGGAAGGUGGAACCUUGAUAGGUGGUUCAGACUAUAAACUCAUCUACAGGCAUUAUGCAACUCUCUACUUCGUCUUUUGCGUUGAUUCAUCAGAGUCGGAACUCGGGAUAUUGGAUUUAAUUCAAGUGUUCGUAGAGACUCUUGAUAAAUGUUUUGAGAAUGUUUGUGAAUUGGAUUUGAUUUUUCAUGUUGACAAAGUUCACUACAUUCUUAAUGAGCUGGUGAUGGGUGGGAUGGUGCUUGAAACGAAUAUGACUGAGAUCUUGACGAGGAUUGAGGACCAGAAUAGAUUAGAGAAGCAAGAGGCGGGAAUCACAGCGGCACCAGCACGAGCAGUGUCAGCAGUGAAGAACAUGAACAUUCCACAACAGAUUAAGGAUAUGAAGCUCCCGGAUUUACCGCAGGCAAUAAAAGAUUUGAAAUUCUGACCAGCCGUUACAUCUGUCUCACCCAGUUGACUGAAUUCACCAACAAUUUCAAAUACUAUUUAUGAUCCAUCGUUAUACCGACAGUUGUACACACGUAUUGACGGAAAUGAAAAUUCACCAAUCCUGCCAAAUCUGGAUGACCAAAUAAUGAAUAAAUCAUCGCGAUACCAAAAUUGAAGGAAUCCUUCAAUAAAAAAAUAUAAAAAAGUGA